This is a messenger RNA of Hipposideros armiger (great roundleaf bat), 5269 nucleotides long. RefSeq names its product zinc finger protein 746 (gene ZNF746). Gene Ontology annotation, biological process: regulation of transcription by RNA polymerase II. Lineage: Eukaryota; Metazoa; Chordata; Mammalia; Chiroptera; Hipposideridae. The coding region runs from base 1590 to 3596 and encodes 668 amino acids. Gene Ontology annotation, molecular function: RNA polymerase II transcription regulatory region sequence-specific DNA binding; DNA-binding transcription factor activity, RNA polymerase II-specific. Gene Ontology annotation, cellular component: nucleus. The transcript has 12 exons. The record is from RefSeq and is a predicted model, not a curated record.
CAGGGUAGGGUGUGCUUGCCCGCGUGUACGCAUCCACCCAUCCAUUCUUGUAUUCGACAUUUACUGAGCGCAUCCUCUGUGCCAGAUUGGGGUGCCCUGUUGACAUUAGAUGGUGGCAGCGAACUUUAGUUGACAAUACCUAAGGAAUCACUGACACAGGACUGGUGUGUCCGUGGCUGUCUGUAAGAGAAUUUCAAGAUAUCACAAGUGUAUUGUGACAUGGAAAAGUAAAACUUAAAAUUCAGCAUCUGACCUCAGGAUCCUUAAAGGCCCUAAAGGCUAACUUGUGAACACCUGAACUAGCUGGAAAUACAAGUAAAGGCUGAUCCUGAGAGUUGUCAGACUAGUGUCGGUGGAACCCACAGCUUUCACCAGUUUCCUUGCUGAAGAUAGAUCUGUGAUCAACAAAGAGUGGGACUUAAUGAAUUGUAAUGCGGACUUAUGAGAGCAUUUGGAAAACUCAAAUUAUACCAAAUAACCUGCUCUACAGACUCUCCCUGGCCAGCCAACCCAGCACCCCUUCUUCUUGUCUGAAGGCUGAAUGGCCCAGAUUGAAGGGUUUUCUUUGCAAGAGAUCAGUUGCCCCACCCCUCACUGUCUCUUGAUCUAGUGACAGAAAGAUCUCAGCUGACUCUGGACACCACCUGCUGGGAAGUGAAGACUCACACACCAAAAUAAUUUCAAACUGGCUAAUUUGUAUUGAGAAAAAUCUAAAGAACACAUGUUGAUAUGGAUUCUUGAAGUAUUUUGUGAAGUAGAAAGAGUAUAAUUUUAAGUAUUAAUAAGUUUGAAUUUAUUUUUAUGAGUGUAUCCAAUAAACAUUCUAUUUAAAAUAUCAUGACUAGAGCAACUGGGAUAAACCUGUUUGCCCAGUUGUUGACUUGAAUCAGGAUUCACAGGAGGCCAAUUCUAAAUGCAUUUACAGUAGUAGCGAUCCCUUGGUAUAAUGUAGAAAGAAUCCAUAGACAGCAGGAGACAGGAAAGCUGGAGAGGAUUUAUCAUGUGUGACUUCCAUCCGAUCAACAAUGACUCCCUUCACCAAAGUCUUGAAAAAUGCACAGGUGUGGGGAGUUUCUGCACCAUUGAAAAGCAUUUUAGUAGCUGUUGUCUGUAGACAGGGAACCUGCUUCCUGCUUCCUGGUUGUUCCAGCCCACACGGCUUCCAUUCCAAAGGCCUCCUCAUGGUCCCACAUGACAUCUCCCACUUUAGCAUCAUGUCUAUCUUCCAACCAGCAGGAAAAGGGAAGAGGAAAGACAGCCUCUCUCUUUAAGAGCAUCCAUCACUCUCGCCUACAUCUCAUUGACCAGACUACCUCACUUAACUCCGAGGGAGGCUGGGAAAUGUAGUUUUUCUUCCAUGAAGACAUGCACCCAACUAACAGCCAAAAAGAGGAUAGAACAGAUUGGGGAAACAUGUUCUUGGCCUGGACACAGUUGGACACACCCUACCAAGUAUUCCAGAAGAGACAUUCUUUUUCUAUAGCACAUCAUAUAUUUACAGCUGAGUCCUGCUAAACCAAGCAGAGUGGAGUAGUGAGGAGGAAGAGAGAACCAGGACCAUCUGGCAGACAAAGGAUUAUUCUCUAUUCAUGUCAUUCUUUUAUGUUUUCUUCCGGAAACACGUUGUCUCAUCUUUUACAUUCAGAGCUACAGUCCACCAGGAAUUGAUUUUGGCGUGCAGGAUUUCUCCGUGGACGAUGGCAGCUACAAUUCAGGCCAUGGAGAGGAAGAUCGAAUCGCAGGCUGCCCGCUUGCUCUCCUUAGAAGGUCGAACUGGCAUGGCCGAGAAGAAGCUGGCCGACUGUGAGAAGACGACCUUGGAGUUCGGGAACCAGCUGGAGGGCAAGUGGGCCGUGCUGGGGACCCUGCUGCAGGAGUACGGGCUGCUGCAGAGGCGGCUGGAGAACAUGGAGAACCUGCUGAGGAACAGGAACUUCUGGGUCCUGCGGCUCCCCCCGGGCAGCAAGGGGGAGGCCCCCAAGGUGCCCGUGGCUUUGGAUGACAUGGCUGUCUAUUUCUCUGAGCAGGAGUGGGGCAAGCUGGACGAGUGGCAGAAGGAGCUCUAUAAGCACGUGAUGAGGGGCAACUACGAGACGCUGGUCUCCCUGGACUACGCCGUCUCCAAGCCCGAGGUCCUCUCCCAGACUGAGCAUGGGAAGGAGCCGUGCAGCUGGCGCCGCGCUGGCCCCAAGGUUCCCGAUGUCCCUGUGGACCCAAGUCCAGGCUCGGGGCCCCCAGUUCCUGCCCCUGACCUCUUAAUGCAGAUCAAGCAGGAGGGCGAGCUCCACCUCCAGGAGCAGCAGGCUCUGGGGGUCGAGGCAUGGGCCGCCGGACAGCCAGAUAUCGGGGAGGAGCCAUGGGGCCUGAGCCAGCUGGAUUCAGGAGCAGGAGACGUCUCGACCGAUGCUGCCCCUGGCGUCCACUCCAACUUUUCAACCACUAUCGCACCGACUUCCUGGCAGGCGGAUCUGCCUCCGCAUCACCCCUCCUCUGCCUGCUCGGACGGGACCCUGAAGCUCAACACGGCAGCCUCCACGGAAGCAGAUGUAAAAAUUGUGAUAAAGACGGAAGUCCAGGAAGAGGAGGUGGUGGCCACACCAGUGCACCCUACUGACCUAGAGGCCCACGGCGGCCUGUUUGGACCAGGCCAGGCCACAAGGUUUUUCCCCAGCCCCGUCCAGGAGGGGGCGUGGGAGAGCCAGGGCGGCUCCUUCCCCAGCCAGGACCCUGUGCUGGGGCUGAGAGAGCCCGCCCGGCCUGAGCGGGACAUGGGCGAGCCCAGCCCUGCUGUGGCCCAGGACGAAACCCCUCCAGGGGACUGGCUCUUUGGGGGGGUCCGGUGGGGCUGGAAUUUCAGGUGUAAACCACCUGUGGGCCUCAACCCGAGGACUGGGCCCGAGGGGCUGCCCUACUCCUCUCCCGACAACGGAGAGGCUAUGCUGGACCCGGGCCAGGCCCCGAGACCCUUCAGUGACCCCUGUAAAUACCCUGGCCGGACCAAAGGCUUCGGCCACAAGCCAGGCCUGAAGAAGCACCCCGCAGCGCCCCCAGGGGGGCGGCCCUUCACCUGCGCCACGUGCGGAAAGAGCUUCCAGCUGCAGGUGAGCCUGAGCGCCCACCAGCGCAGCUGUGGGCUGCCUGACGGGGCGCCGGGGGCCUCUGGGGCCGCGCGAGACGGCAGCGCCCUGCGGUGUGGGGAGUGCGGGCGCUGCUUCACGCGGCCGGCCCACCUCAUCCGGCACCGCAUGCUGCACACGGGCGAGCGGCCCUUCCCCUGCACCGAGUGCGAGAAGCGCUUCACCGAGCGCUCCAAGCUCAUCGACCACUACCGAACCCACACGGGCGUGCGGCCCUUCACCUGCACGGUCUGCGGCAAGAGUUUCAUCCGCAAGGACCACCUCCGCAAGCACCAGCGCAACCAUACGGCGGGGGCCAAGGGCCCGGCUCGGGGCCAGCCGCUGCCGCCCCUCCCGACCGUACCCCCAGACCCCUUCAAGAGUCCUGCCACUAAAGGACCUGUGGCCGCCACAGACCUUGUGACCGACUGGACUUGUGGCCUGAGUGUUCUGGGACCCGCCGAUGGUGGGGACCUGUGAGCACCCCCAGGAUGGCAGGGGCUGCCUCAGCCCGUUGACCCCUGCGGGCUUCAAGUGUAAAAAGUCCCGUUUCAGACACCAGGGUGGUGGCAAACUCCUAGAGGCAGGAGUGGAGACUGGGAGCGCCAAAUUCCAAGUUGCUGAACUGAUCACUGGAAGAAGAAAAACUAUCCAACCAUGCAGCUUCCACCUCUAAACCAAGUAGAAUUCUCUGAUUGUGAAACUGAGCACCAUAGAAUUAUAAGUAAUUUAAUUACGAAACUUUUUUUUAAUUCUUUAAGAAGCUGGAAAAUAGUAGUAGCACCAGUUUAAACUUUCUUGCGUACUUUUGGUUUCUGGAGCUUGUGUUGAUGUGGGCUUGUGUCCUUACCAAGCCUGACAGUCUGUGCUGGAAGGUUGCUUGGCUGGGGACACGGUGAGGAGGGACCUGGACCUCCCCUGGCCCCACUGACUCCUAGGCAUGGGAUGGUCUUAGCACAGAGUUCUGGGGAAGUUGAGACCCCCCUCCUGGCUUUGCCCAAGGCCAAGCUGGCCUGGGCCUGGGGCCCCAAGCCCCCUGAGCAGUGAGGCCAGCUGGGCCCUGGAACCAGCGUCGUCCCAGCAGGGAGGAGGACACUCCAGGAGCAGCCAGGGCCGUACCUCGCUUACUCUCCAUCUGAAAAGGGCCCCCCAGCAGUACUGGCCCUACUUGUGUUGCCCUAUUACAGGCUGCCUGCUCCUCCUACUGGAAAGGGAGCGUGGUGAUGUCACCCUCUUCUGUGACUCCCGGGCCUCAUAAAGGUGGGUUGUCUGAAAACAGCGUCAGGGCUGCAGAGGUGACGAGGUGGGGGCAGUGGGCACCGUCACAAUCUAGUUACCAGCAGAGCCAGGAACAAAGCCUGGCCUGCCGACCCCACUUGGGGCUGCUUUCCACUCCAGUGAGAUGCUUCUGUUUCCUCUCUGUGUAGUGUUUUUUCAUUGUCAAAAAUGCUUUCACAUCGCAUCUCAUUUGAUUAUUACUGUGACCUUGUGAAGCACACAGGGCAAGUGUUCUUUCUUCUUAGAGAUGAGGAAAUAAAUUACUCAAAGGGGACACAUCAGCCUCGCACCACGGGUGCUGGUGGGUGCCAGCAGUUAGGAAAAGCCUCAGGUUACAUACAGCUCGUCCUCCCAGAACCUCAGUUUUGGGGAGGAAGGCGUUUCGUUUUUGCCGUCUUAGAAGGUCUGUCCCACAUCUGCAUGAGCAAAAUCGUCAGACCUCUGACUUUAGCCGAGCCCUAGUCUCCCUGGUGUGUGUGCCCUCGGCGAGGUCUGAGGCUGGGUGCGUACGGAUGGUGCCUGCUCCUUCUCCGUCUGACAUCCUAAAGGUGGACUCAGACAUGGGCCCAGGUUUCUUGAGUCCGCCGCAGUGCUGUCCCUGCCACACAGGUAUCCAUUCCCGUUUUGUUGAAGCCGCCACUGGGCCCCUUACCCGAGUGGGUGACUUGUUUCCCCUUGGAGAAGAGACCAGGGCUGUUGUUCAUUCAGCUCCCCCAUGCGUACUUUUAUUAGGCAAUAGACUAGUUAAGAAAAUUGUUUCUAUGUACUGUAUAUUUUGUACCUGUUUACACUUCUAAUUGAUAUAACUGAUAUUUUGAAAAACAAAUGAAGAGGAAACAUCCUGUUAAAAUAAAACCUAACCAGCACCAAGGUGA